AAAUGCCCCCAACAGGCGGCCGAGGAGAACUUAAAGUUCGAACGGGGUUUUAGGGGGAACUUUGGCCGCUACUGCACUGCGUUGGACUGGAGAGCGGAGCUAAAUUUGGAGGCUCAAUUUGAGGGAGGGACAAUGGUCCCCAAAAAACUGCACGAAUGAGCGCGACUGACUGACUACCGGGCGGACGUCUUGAACGAAGAAAGCGCGGGCGAAGAUAUUCUUCGAGGUUUGGUGCGGGUCCUGUUUGGUAAAACCUUGGAAACGAGGUUUAGCUCGCUGUACCCCUGAGCCAGCUUCUCUUCUGUCACUUCCCACAUUUUCAUUCGACGACGAUAAGACUGCCGUCAUUCUUUUACUCGUACUAUCUUCUGACUCUUUUUCCUCUCCACAUCUGUAUUUGAAAUUUUUUUCGGCUGGUGCUGGAGAGUUUUAGUUCUCGUUUCGGCUUCUGCAUAGCUUCUUCAGCUGCUGACAGUGGAGGCGUACGACCUGUUCUAGAUAUCGAGUGACAGGGAGAGAAGGCCGGGCCAGGCAGGCAAGGCUGAGCGACCAUGGUGUCGUAUCGCCGCCUGCAGGCCACCGUGGAGGCGGCGUUGCGCGCGCCCAAACCCGAGCCGCAUCAUCGUGCCGACCUUGCGCACGCUUUGCAUCUAUGCAACGAGGAUUUGAAGAAUUUUCUGUUUUAUCCGGGUCCUAAGGCAGAGGACAGGCAACAGGUUUUGUCGAAGGAAGUGCGAUUACCGAAUGCCCCGCCAACCAUCCUUGAUAAUCAGGAUGCCGAAAUAGCACUGAAGCUCAGUGAUGACUUCCACUUGAAUGAAGUGGACUGCGUUAGUCUUUUGGUGGCUGCCCAUCAGGAGUGGAAUUUACUUGGUCGGGAGCCUCUGGAAGUGCUAAGAUUGUCAGCUGGUUUAUGGUUCACUGAAAGGAGAGCGUUGAUAACCGCUAUGCAAUUAAUGCUCCGCGCUGUUGUGCUGGACGAGGAUUUAGAUCCCGAUUUCGUAGGAGAGAUUCGGCAGUUCAUAGAGGGAUUGGUCGAAGCAGGGUUCAGGAGACGAUUGAUCUCGCUUAUUAAGGAGAUAAACAGAGAAGAACCAGCUGGAUGUGGCGGUCCUGGAACAGAACCCUAUGUCAUGGAUGCAAGAGGAGCCCUUGUACUUCGGCGAAACAUUGCGCAAAAGGAACGUCUUAGCAUUAGCCAGUGUCUAGUCUUGUCAUGCCUCAUAGUACGACUGGAUGCGCAAGAAGCCAAGGAAAUUUAUAGUCUUCUCAAGGACUGUUCAACGGAAGCGAGCAUCAUAAAUGAUACUGUAAAGCUUCAGGUUUCCUACACAAUUAUGUUCGCGCUUGCAAUUUCUUUGCUAUCAGAUGCCCUUGGAGGCAGUCAAGAAGUGGGAUCAGUUUUAUCUUUUGAUCCGGUCUUCCGGCGCGAGUUUCAGAAGCAGGUGAUGGAAGUAAACAAUAGGGGCUCAAAUGAGGGCUUUACCGGUGUUAUUCGAUUUGUGUGGUCGGUAUUCAUGAUGUUGACCACAGGCACUUCGGAGGAGGAAGCUGGUACUCGAGCCUGCCUGGAUUGGGCAUGUGAGAACAAUGUGUUUGACUUUCUUACUACUACAGUCCUCAAGACUGCAGCUUAUCAGAACGAUGACGAGGACCUCAUUUUCAUGUACGAUGUGUAUUUGCACAAGCUGAUAACUAGCUUUCUGUCUCAGUCGCUUGGGCAUGGGAAAGUGAAGGAACUGAAGGAAAUGGCAAUGAUCGCCCUGGAUACUUACAUGCAUGAAGCAAAGGACCCACUGGGAGAUGACGUUGCUCGAGCUGAGCAGCAAGCACUACAGGCACAAGCUAAGCCCUUCAUCUCUCUGCUGGACUUCAUCUCUGAAGUAUAUCAGAGAGAACCAGAACUCACUCUUGAGAAUGAUUUGUUGUGGAAUUUCGUUCGUUUCUCUGGAGAAGAUCACACUAGUCAUUUGACCUUGGUGGCCUUCCUAAACAUGCUUACAUCGCUGGCCUCCAAUGAAGAUACCGCAAAGAAAGUGUACCAGUUGCUUCAAAACAAGACCAUUCGCGCUGUUGGAUGGCAGACACUUUUCAACUCCCUAAAUGUGUACGAUCAACGGUUCAAACAAAGUUUACAAAUUACGGGAGCUUUGCUACCAGUCUUUCAAGUUGGUGAUGCCAGAGCACUCGAGGCUUACUUGAAAGUUCUCAAGAAGGUGAUGGAAGUGGGCAGUGAAGCAGAAAGGUCACAAUGGUUUCCUGAUAUUGAGCCUUUAUUCAAGCUACUCCCUUAUGAAAAUGUCCCUCCCUACUUGAAGGGUGCACUAAGGAAUGCAAUUUCAGUGUAUGUUCAAGUGUCACCGGCAAUGAAAGAGAAAGUAUGGCGCUUACUAGAACAAUAUGAUCUUCCAGUACUUGCUGCACCGAUUGUUGCUGAAGGGAAUAUUCAACAGCUCCCAUCCCAGGCAUAUGACAUGACCUUCGAAUUGAACGAAGUGGAGGCAAGGCAGGAAGAGUACCCAUCCACUCUUUCUUACCUAGAACUACUCAAUGUUCUUAUGGCAAAUGAAGUUGACAAUUCAGACAGAGGUCGUAGGUAUAGUGGCAUCUUUCGCUUUGUCCGUGAUCAAGUAUUUGGACCUUUCGCCCAAAGAGCGUAUGCGGAUCCUGUUGAAAAGUGGAAGCUGGUUGUGGCUGCCCUCACUCAUUUUCAAAUGAUGUUGAACAUGUAUCAGCUGUCCGAGGACGAGAUUAGAUCUUCUACAGAUCAUGCCGGUGUCAUAGAAAAUGGUGCUGGAGAAGAGAUGAUAACCAUCAGUAGACUACCAUGUGCUGAACUUAUGAAGGAUCUGAUGAGCGGUAAAGUAAUUUUUCGAAAUAUCAUGAGCAUCCUGCAGUUGGGAGUGAAUACUGUUUCUGAAGAACGAACCAGUCAGCUUUACGGUCCACUCUUGGACGAUUCCAUCCGACUUUGUUUACAACUGUUGCUGACUGCCUUCACUAAAGAUACAGCGUUUGCCGAGUAUUGGCGUCCUGUUUACUCGCCAAUUGACGUCGUACUCUUACACGACAUACGACAAAUCAUAACUUUAUUGGAGUACGUGCGCUAUGAUUUAUCACCGAAGAUCCAACAAUCUUCCAUACAGAUAAUGAGUAUAUUGAGUGCUCGCAUGCCACACCUCGUGUCAGUGAUACUUGAGACAGGUGCUGGAACAAGCCUAAUUGAAGAUUAUGCAGCCUGCCUGGAAGCUCGCAGCUUAGACAUGCAAGCACCAGAUAGCCCGGAUGAUGACACAGGCUCGUUGAUACUCAGACUUCUUAUUGAGAACCUUGAGAGACCAGCUCCGAACAUCACUCAUCUGCUCUUGAGAUUUGAUGUCGACCGACCUGUCGAGCGAACUAUACUUCAGCCCAAGCGACACUACAGCUGCUUACGCAUAAUCUUGGAUAUUUUGGACUCUUUAUCAAAACCGGAGAUCAAUGGAGGCCUUCAUGAACUGGGAUUCCAGUUGAUGUACGAAUUAUGCGUGGAUUUGGUCACAUCUCCUGCUGUGGUGGACCUUUUACGGAGUGAGAAAUACGAUUUUUUCACCAAGCACUUGGAUAGUUUUGCUUGUGAACCCCUUCCAAGUCGGACGGACAAUCACUCGUUGCGUGUUAGCAGUCUGCAGCAGAGGGCAUGGCUACUUAAGCUCCUAGCUUUGGAGUUGCAUGUGAGCGAUAUCGAUAUUGUAUCACAUCGUGACAGCUGCAGAAGACUUCUCGCCCAUCUUUUUCUUCAGAAGCCUUUCGCAGCAGAGGAUGAGAUAAUGACAAGUUUGUUGGCAAUUAGACAUGUUCCUGCAGAUGGUCUUCAUAAGAUUAAGGUUCUUGAGCUUCUGGAUAUCCUUCAGUUUCCAGUUGUAGAAACGAGGACUGAGUUUCCGCAGGAGUUGCAAAGCUUGAAAGCGGAAUUAAAGGUGGAUGAAAUUUUGGACACUUUUGCGACUGUCGAUGACGGCGGCGUAUACCACAUAUCAGAGCGUGGAGAUCGUCUGAUUGACCUAGCUGCAUUUCGGGAUGCACUUUGGCAGGAAUAUCGGCAACUUGAGGUGCAGUAUACCGUACUAGGAAACGUUCCACGCCAGCUGGAACUCAGGGAUGCUAUACAAAAGCUACUAAAAUGGUCCUGGAGACGCAAUAAGAACCUGGAAGAACAGGCGGCUCAGCUCCAUAUGCUUGUCGGAUGGACCCAGCUAGUGGAGGUAGCUAUUUCCAGGAGGUUUGAGUUCUUGAGCAGUCGAUCUCAAAUUCUAUUUGAGAUAUUGGACGCUUGUGUGACUGCUACUCUAUCAACAGAUUGCUCUCUUAAAAUGGCUUUCUCUUUGUCCCAGGUGGUGAUGACCACAAUGGCGAAACUACAAGAGCAGAGUAUGGUGUCACCAGGUGAAGGAGAGAGUACGGAUGAUGUGACAUAUUUGGAUUUAUUGUCGACAGUGCGGUUGUCAAAUAGUGCUUGCCACACUAUCUUGUCCAAGCUUGUCGCAUCAAUACUUCGUCCUGAAUCCUCUGAGUACUUACGUCGCCGACAAUAUGCGACCCUACUCAGCUAUUUGCACUACUGCCAAGGAAUGGUGAAUCGUGACCUGCCUUUGUCAGUGAUGCGAACCCUCUUGUUGGAAGACAGAGAUGGUGAAGAGGAUGUCGAGAUUGAGAAGCUUGACAGAGACCAGUCAGAACUUGCCCACAUCAACUUCACAAUUCUCAAGAGGGAAGCCACAGCGCUAAUGGAUCUGGUCGUGAUGGAUGCCACACAUGGGAGUGAAGUUGGAAAAGCAAUGGCCUACUAUGUUCUUGAUGCUCUGCUCGGUUUGGACCAUCAACAAGUAUUUUUGGGUCAGCUACAAAGUAGAGGACUACUUCAGUCGUGUUUGACUGAUAUCAGCACCAACUCUUAUCAGGCUGUUCUACUUCCAUCAUUAGAAUCCGUAAGACGGCUUUACACUCUAGAAUCUGAAAUGGCCUUACUGCUGAGAGUUGGUUAUCACAGCAAAAAAAGAGGGGCUCAAGCUCUUUUUGCCAUGGGAGCGCUUCGCCACCUCUCAUCUUGUAGAGCUUUGAAUGUUGUUUUUACGGAGGAUGCUAUGUCCGAGAAGUUGAUGAAAAUAGAGAUGGGAUUGCCAUCAUUGCAUGAUCGUCAACAUCAGAUAAUAUCCCCAAUUCUUCGUCUGGUUCUCUGCUUCACAGCUUUGGUGGAUUCUUCCGCAUCUGUUGAGAAGGGUCAGGAUGAGGUUGUGCAAGAAAUUCUCAAAUUUGUUAAAGAGCAUCAUAGUCUCAUCUUUCAUAUAUUGGGAAACGAACCACGAGCGGCCCAACUCUCUGAUUUGGAAGAAAUACAGCUCGUCACUGCUAUCUUGAGCAAGGUCUGGCCCUGCGAGGACGCCCUGGAUCCCGCUUACACACCAGCAUUGUUCAGCAUUUCACAAGAGUAUUUCUGUCAAGAUUCAGACUCACGAAACAGAUUUGUGCAGCAUAUUCUUGAAUCUCAAAGAAAUCCCGAGCUAUCUCCGGCAGAGCGAGAGAGUGUUCGAAAAAUGGAGCUAUUGGUAGCAAGAGUGAGGUGCAAUUUGAUAUCAUUCGUCUAUACUCUGGUAACCAGGAGGGGACUUCAGCUUUCCUUCUCACAUCCGAAGGCUUCAGGAGGACAGUAUGUCGUCGAGAGGCAGAGACAUCCAACUCUUAAGCUCAUUGCCAGUCUUCUCCAUCAAACUACUCUGGAUCUGGAAACUGCUUUAAACGAGAAAGCAAUACUUCUGUCGAAGCUCCAAGACGUGAAUGAACUAUCAAGACAUGAAGUCGACGAAGUUAUAAAGGCUUAUGGAGAGCACGACCCAACGGAUGGUGCCGAGAGUAUACGUAAAAGGAGAUACCUAGCUAUGGUGGAGAUGUGCAGUGCUGCGGGAAGUAGAGAAUGUCAGAUGGCAUCUCAUGUUUUCAUUAUUGAGCAAUCUCUUGAAAUUUUGUACAUUCAUUUUGAUAACAGGUCUUUGUGGCCACAAACCAGCCGAGGCAAAUACGAGAUGUCAGAUGUGGACUCAAUACCGGGGAGAAGAGAGGAGAUUAAAUCCCUCUGCGAAAAGGUUCUGCCUGUGUUUGAGCAGCUUGAGAAGGUCGACGAAAAGAGGGUGGGGCGCAGUAUGAAGCACAUCGAAAGACUGGUCCGCACACUGAAGUCGCAGAUUCUAGUGGGAUUCCCCUCAGAGUUUUUGUAAUCUCGGGGAGGUGGAAGACGAUUCUUUUAUUUAUCAUGGAGGAGCUCUAAUGGAUAAAGUUUUUUUCAGCUUUGCUCUACUUCGUUGUAGCAAGGCUUGUGGGUAGAGAUAUGUGCUAAGCUUCAACUGGUUUGGUGGCAGAGCCACGUAGGCAGAUCGAGAUCAAAUUCGACGCCCUCUGCUUGCGAGUGGGCAGAAAUUCGCUAGAUUGCUCUGUUCAAAUUUUAACGCUCAUUGUACAGAUAGUUGUUAUGCCAAAUUGAUCAUGAUCGUUUGCAGUAAAUUGAAGUAUCUGUGUCGAA
Messenger RNA from Marchantia polymorpha subsp. ruderalis, 6553 nucleotides. The record is from the annotation of a GenBank genome assembly. NCBI's taxonomy places the organism in Eukaryota, Viridiplantae, Streptophyta, Marchantiopsida, Marchantiales, Marchantiaceae.